This is a messenger RNA of Meloidogyne enterolobii, 1046 nucleotides long. The record is from the annotation of a GenBank genome assembly. NCBI's taxonomy places the organism in Eukaryota, Metazoa, Nematoda, Chromadorea, Rhabditida, Meloidogynidae.
CUGAUAUUUAAAUAAAUAUUUUUUGGAAGCAUAAUAAAGUUGAAAAAAUAAUUUUAAAUAAUUUUUUGAAGCUGUUGAAUUGAGAAUUUUUAAAAAUGCCAGAGACACCUUCCAAAACUUCAAAUCAUCAAAGAAUAAAAGAAAUGAUGUUACAUUUGUCACCAGAAAAGGCUGAAAUACCUUAUAAUUUAUGUUUUGAUGAUUCAAACAAUCUGUGGGUGGCUAGUAAAGGAGGUUUAUUUAAAUUUGAUAUUUCAACAAAAUCUGUACUUUUCUCGAUGAAAAAUGAUUUUCCAAAGAAGGUUGCUGCAUACCCGCAAAUUUUGAUGUAUAAAAAUAAGUUAAUCUAUGUAACUGGUGACUUGGAAUUAAUGCAAUUUCGAAUUCUUGAUCAAUUAGGCAACAUUGAACAUGAAAGCUUUAUUGAAGGAAAAGUACAAAGUUUGGCUAUAACUAAAAGUGGGGAUUUAUUUAUGACAAAACAAAUGAAGUCUGCGUCUCCUGAACUUGAACAAAAUAAUUCGGGGAUGGAUGAAUCGAUUAUUUGGAGAUCACAUAUUGACUUCCCUUCUGCGUGGGAUGAAUUUGCUUCUUCAUUUGAUGAAUGUUUUCAAUGUUUAUGUUUAUUGGAUGAUGAAACAUUAGCAGUCUCUGUUGCUUCUAUUCCUGUCAAUAUUUAUUCAAAGCAAUCAAUAAAAUUUUUAAAUACCAAAACUGGUCAAUUAAUUGGAAAACCAUUUUCUUCAUGUGGAAAAGAAGCAGGCCAAAUAUUUUUCCCUCGUUGUAUGCGUCCUUUCAACAAUUGUCAAAAUUUAUUAAUAAUGGAUAAAACUGGAAGAUUUUUAAAAUUUGAUAAAAAUGGGCAAUUUAUUGAAAUUUGUGCAAAAAUUGAUGAUUAUAUUGGAAAUGGUUUUACUUUAAAAAAUGGAGAGGAGGAGGCUGUUAUUGCUUGUAGUGGAAUUGUUUUGGAUGAGAAAGGCGAAAGUAUUUGUGAUGAUUGGAUAGAAGCGAUUAAAUUGGAUGGAUCCAGAUGGACAGAAGAAUAG